Molecule: messenger RNA, 1522 nt
Organism: Trichoplusia ni (cabbage looper)
Lineage: Eukaryota; Metazoa; Arthropoda; Insecta; Lepidoptera; Noctuidae
Exons: 6
Coding region: 368-1120 (250 amino acids)
Source: RefSeq, a predicted model, not a curated record
CUUUACCAAUAAUUAUACCACCACCAUUCGUUCUGAUAGCAGUGAAACAACAGUUCCAAAAGAACUAGUUAUUUAUAGCAGAAUGAAAACAAACGUCACUAAAAAGCUGCAACUAAAAAGAACCCACAGUCGCGACAUAGGAAGCUAGCGACACCGCUUAUUUUUUACUCGAAUAAAAUCUAUAUUUGAAACAAAACAUUAAAAGAAAAACCACUAUUUUUACAAAACUUUUGUAAUCGAUAAAUAUUUUUGAGGUUUAAGCGUUUAUUAUACAAUUUUUUUAGUGUUUGAUACAAGAUCAUAUCAACAGUGUUAUGCGUUCAUAAAAAAAAGUGUUUUUAUUUACAAUUUCUACGUUACAAUCACGAUGGCACCAGUCAAGUUUGGACUAUUCAAAGCCCGAAGCAGAGAAUACCAGGAACAACCUUCGACGGAGAAUCUCCUUUACACCAGCAACAGCAGCGAUCACUUGGGCACCCCAUCGUCUCCAGUCCCGUCAACCAGCAAAUGUCUACCAGAAAACACAGCAGAAUUAGCAGAAGUCCACAAUGACAGCGAGGAGGAUGAAUUAUCACAAAAAAUCGCACCAACACGUCGCAUCAGCGAAUGCAGUAGACUUGAAGAUUCACAGAUGAACUAUCAGCCACUAAAAAACCAAGCAUCAACAGACGCCACUUCAGUCUCAACCCUCAAUUCAGAUGAAGAAGACCAAGAAAAGACCGCAAUAGACGAUGACGCAUCAACCACUUGUGACGUCCUAUCUCUACAGUUCGAUGAGACGUCAAUAGCAGCGAGCGAAGACCUGUCGGUCUACUGCGGGACGCUGAAGAAGACCAAGAAACUGAGGAUCAAAGAGGAGAAACAGCUGAGGGAUUUUGAUAUGUGGCAAGCGAGUAAUGUUGAAGUUAUGCAGCGCCUAUUAAGCAAAAGUGGGACCUUAGAUGAGCAAAUUAAAUGGGAGGCAAUAGCUACUGCCAGAGGACUCUGCAUCCUCAAAGACAGCUGCACGUGCGACGACUGCACGAGGGCGAAGUACCUCGCUGGCGUCACAGACGGUGACGGAGGCCUGGGCGCAGCGCCCCUCUUCAGUGCCAUCAGUGUAGGCUGCAUAGUCCAGUAAAAACUACCAAAUUACCAAACUUUAUGUGCUGGCAACAUUUAAAUGUGGUAGAAAUUAUUUUUCUGUGCUAGCAACACUAAAACAACUCUGCAAUCCUACUUAUGAAAACUACACUAUUUAGCUAAAUUAAGACUUAUAUUAUACCAAAAAUUUAUAGAAAAAAAUGUAUCUACUUAAAUAUAAAUAAACUCUUGUUUUUUGGAGUGAAUACAAUUUUUGUGUAAUAUAUAAAUUUCGAAUAUACAAUUUGUAUUUAAAUACGAUUGCAGAGUUAUAUGAGAGUGGAGAGUUUCGUAUUUGUGUGAAGUUGUAGCCUUAUUUUGAACUCUGCAUUAUCACUGAAGUAGCCUGUAAUAUAGGUACUUACUCUAUGCAAGGUAUUUUAUAUGAUAAGGUCACUUA